Messenger RNA from Arabidopsis thaliana (thale cress), 1696 nucleotides. It is a transcript of the gene LWD2, whose product is annotated as Transducin/WD40 repeat-like superfamily protein. The record is from RefSeq and is marked reviewed. The coding region runs from base 98 to 1138 and encodes 346 amino acids. NCBI's taxonomy places the organism in Eukaryota, Viridiplantae, Streptophyta, Magnoliopsida, Brassicales, Brassicaceae. The transcript has a single exon.
GUCGUUUUUGUUAGCUAAAAAGAAGAAAUAGUAAAUAUCCAUUAGAAGAAGAAGACGAAGCAGAGGAAUCUAGGGUUUAUGCUACAUUGAAGCAAAGAUGGUUACGAGCAGCGAUCAAAUCCAAAAUGGUUCUGAAGAGCAAUCAAAAAGAUCAGAGAUUUACACAUACGAAGCACCAUGGCAGAUCUACGCAAUGAACUGGAGCAUUCGUCGAGACAAGAAGUAUCGGCUCGCAAUCACAAGCCUCAUCGAGCAAUAUCCGAAUCGCGUCGAAAUUGUUCAGCUUGAUGAAUCAAAUGGUGAGAUUCGUUCAGAUCCAAAUCUCUGCUUCGAACAUCCUUACCCACCAACGAAAACCAGUUUCAUACCCGAUAAAGAAUGUCAAAGACCCGAUCUUUUAGCUACUUCUAGUGAUUUCCUUCGUUUAUGGCGAAUCUCUGAUGAUGAAUCUCGUGUUGAGCUUAAGUCUUGUCUUAGUAGUGAUAAGAAUAGUGAGUUUAGUGGUCCAAUCACUUCAUUUGAUUGGAAUGAAGCUGAGCCUAGACGAAUUGGUACUUCUAGUAUUGAUACCACUUGUACUAUUUGGGAUAUAGAGCGUGAAGUUGUUGAUACCCAGCUUAUUGCUCAUGAUAAAGAGGUUUAUGACAUUGCUUGGGGUGGUGUUGGUGUCUUUGCCUCUGUCUCAGAGGAUGGUUCCGUUAGAGUGUUUGAUCUCCGUGAUAAGGAGCAUUCGACGAUUAUCUACGAGAGUGGUGAGCCUAGUACUCCUUUGGUGCGACUUAGUUGGAACAAGCAGGAUCCGAGGUAUAUGGCUACUGUUAUCAUGGGCAGUGCUAAAAUUGUUGUGUUGGAUAUUCGGUUUCCGGCUCUUCCUGUCGUGGAGCUUCAGCGACAUCAGGCUAGUGUCAAUGCUAUAGCUUGGGCUCCUCAUAGCUCUUCCCAUAUCUGCUCCGCUGGAGAUGAUUCUCAGGCGUUGAUUUGGGAUAUAUCUUCCAUGGGACAGCAUGUUGAAGGUGGUCUGGAUCCGAUUCUAGCUUACACAGCCGGCGCUGAGGUUGAGCAGCUUCAGUGGUCAUCUUCUCAGCCUGAUUGGGUUGCCAUUGCCUUCUCUAACAAGCUGCAGAUUCUCCGGGUCUGAUUAUGUUUUACAGAUUUCUGUUGGAUACUUGGAUGUAAAAACUCGUUGCUAUUGUUGAUUAAUGAUCUUUUGAUCUCUGACUCUAAGCCUCAUUGAGUUUCCUUUCAUAGUAUGGUCUGUGUAGGAACUAUGUACCUUCAAAAUUGUGAAUAACUAGCUUUAGCAUUGGAUUUGAUUAGACGUAUGGAAGUUAGUUUUGAACAGAGAGCAUGUGACAUAACGGGGAACUUGAAGUAGAUUAUGACUAACACCAGCAUUUAUGUUUCUCUGCCCUCGAGCUGAUGGAGUUGCAGGAUUUUGUCUGCCUCACCAUCGUAUGGAAUGUGUAGCUUUCUAUGGUAGUUGUUAUAAGUUUUGUCUCCAUUGUCCAUAUCACUUUAUGGGUAUGUAGAUUUGUGAAAUUAGGCAUUUGUAACAUCGUACAGAUGAUGUAUUCUUCAUUACUUCAAUACAGGCAUAUAGACUCUCUGUCCAACUUAAAAGGCAUACAAGGUCUGUGGUUUACCAAAAUCAGCUUUACUAAAUCCUUUGGCCAAUAUUCUCUCAGCCAGUCCUAAG